AUGUUCGUCAAAGUCGCUGCUCUGUUCGCUCUUGCUACCCUUGCUGCCGCCACCCCCACUGGGAACCCCCCACCACCAGUCACGCCCCCGAGCUCGCCCCAGUGCUGCUCGAGCGUCCAGUCCUCUUCCAGCAGCGCUGUCUCCGCUGUCGCUGCCCUCCUCGGCCUCGACCUUAGCGGUAUCAACGUCCCCAUCGGUCUUGGCUGCUCGCCCAUCACCGUCGUCGGAAACAACUGGCAAGUUUUCUCUGCUACUAGUAUUGUUAUUGCGUUGGUGCUAAUGAGCCAUUAG
Mycena indigotica is the source of this 291-nucleotide messenger RNA. RefSeq lists its product as uncharacterized. Gene Ontology annotation, molecular function: structural constituent of cell wall. The transcript has 2 exons. The coding region runs from base 1 to 291 and encodes 96 amino acids. NCBI's taxonomy places the organism in Eukaryota, Fungi, Basidiomycota, Agaricomycetes, Agaricales, Mycenaceae. Gene Ontology annotation, cellular component: fungal-type cell wall. The record is from RefSeq and is a predicted model, not a curated record.